CAGCGAGUUCCGAAUGUUUGGUGAAGGAGUGGAGCAGCCGAUGAGAGCGAGUCAUUCCAAGUGCAAGAAAUCGAUGUAUAAGUAGGGGCUGUGACGGUAGGUAGGAAAGUCCAACUGCUCGGCACGCGGACGCCCAGGUCAACUGUGAAACCUUCCCUUGACGUGGGACCCCUUCAGGCGUUGCUCUGCCUCAUUGGCCUCCUUUCCCAUUCUAUCCCCAGCCCCCCACAAAGCCAGCAAUCAUGGGCCAGAAGAUGUCUAUCGCAGCCGUGGGCCAGACCACGUCUGUCGUGUGCGACUUCCAGGUCACCGCCGUCAGCGGGGACACUUGUGCUUCUAUGGCCGCCUUCUGGGGCUUGUCACAAGCCGACUUUCAGGCGCUCAAUCCUUCCGUCUCGUGCCCCGGUGAUCUGGUCGCUGGACAGGAAUAUUGUGUCCUUGGUACAGUGACUACCACCACCUCCACCGCCACACCGACCACGGUCACGGUGACAACGAGCACCCCGACCACCGUCACCCCCACCACCACACCGACCACGGUCACGGUGACAACGAGCACCUCCACCAGGCCGUCGACCACCUUGAUCACCAGCACGACUACGAGCCCCAGUUCCACCACCCCCUCGCCCCUGAUGCCCAGCCUCGCGAGCGACUGCAACAAGUUUCACCAGGUGCAGAGUGGGGACGCUUGCGCAUCUAUUGAGCAGUCCGCUGGAAUUACGGACGACGAGUUCCGGUCUUGGAACCCGACCAUCGAUGCCGCCUGCGACAACCUGUGGCUGGGCUACUACGUCUGCGUCGGCGUGCCCGGCGCCACCGGCCCCAGCACCCCGUCGCCUCUGAUGCCCAACACCACGAGCGACUGCAACAAAUACUACCAGAUUCAGAGUGGGGAUUCCUGCCAGGCUAUUGAGCAGUCUCAGGGAAUUUCGGACUCCAACUUCAAGUCCUGGAACCCGAGCAUCGACGCCGCCUGCGAUAACCUGUGGUUGGGCUACUACGUCUGUGUCGGCGCGCCCGGCGCCACCGGCCCUAGCACCCCGUCGCCUCUGAUGCCCAACACCACGAGCGACUGCAACAAGUACUACCAGGUGAAGAGUGGGGACUCCUGCCAGUCUAUUGAGCAGUCUCAGGGAGUUUCGGACUCCAAUUUCAAGUCCUGGAACCCGAGCAUCGACGCCGCCUGCGAUAACCUGUGGUUGGGCUACUACGUCUGUGUCGGCGCGCCCGGCGCCACCGGCCCUAGCACCCCGUCGCCUCUGAUGCCCAACACUGUGAGCAACUGCAAGAAGUUCUACCAGGUGAAGAGUGGGGACACGUGCGCUGGGAUUGAGAAGUCCGCUGGCGUCUCUGACUCCAGUUUCAAGUCCUGGAACCCGCACGUCGAUGCCGCCUGCGACAACCUGUGGCUUGGCUACUACGUCUGCGUCGGCGUUUAAGGGCGGCCGUCCCGAUCGGCAGCUGUCACGCGGUUUCAUAAUCCAUAACUCGUAUCUUUGAUGUGUAUAUAUUGUCGUCUCUCAAGGGGAAUGCGCCGCAGUAGGCGUUAAUAGAAUCGAGGGACUUCGGGUUUUGAGACACAUGAUCGCAAAAUGUGAAGAGAAAUGAAAAGCAUUGACCUGUCACGCAAUUGCGUUGGAAUAGUACUCGAGGGCAAAAGGAAAAGUAGGCAUUUUCGCAGCCCUCUGUUCUCCUUUUGUUGUGCUCGGUCAGAACCGGAGGUUUGGUUCGGCCCCACCCGGCACUUCGGG
Thermothielavioides terrestris NRRL 8126 is the source of this 1751-nucleotide messenger RNA. Its product is annotated as carbohydrate-binding module family 50 protein. Lineage: Eukaryota; Fungi; Ascomycota; Sordariomycetes; Sordariales; Chaetomiaceae. Bases 243 to 1439 code for a protein of 398 amino acids. The record is from RefSeq and is a predicted model, not a curated record. The transcript has a single exon.